CCGUUUUCUAAUGUUGAAGCGAGAUCUGCCUGCCAUGUUGGCACGAUAUCAAACAAAAUCUUUCUUCAGAGUCACUCUUUAGUUCUCCUGCUUCUGCACUGAGUUGAAUUGAUGCAUUUCAAGCAACUUUAAUCCACCUACGAUAUGUCCCAGUUGGCGGCGCUAUGUGCCGUUACUUCCUUUCUCUGGCUCGCCUACAAUCUUGAACACCAUCAAACCAUUGAGCGGCCAAGGGUGUCAGCCAUCCUUGUUUUCAUCGUCGCCGCGGGAGCAUGUUAUUUGGCCGGUUUCUGUGCGGCCUGGCUUCCGGGGCCAAAUGGAAGAUUUGACGAUGAGCCGGGGCCAUUGAAGGGCGCUCGCACACCCCUUCCCCGAAAGCCGCGGAGGUUCUUUCUUCCUGGCCUGGUUGCCUGCGUUGUUGUGCGCCUCGAGCUCUUCCACCGCGUGUCAUUGGACCUACAAUGUUCCCAGCCAGGAGUCGAGGCGUUCCUGCCAUUGUUGAUCCUUCUCUACGAGCUCAUGCCAGGUCGGAGGACGCGACUCCGCACAAGUGACGACGACGAGACGGAUCCUGACGACCCCGGUUUGACCAUCUUUGAAGCCCUGGGCAUCUGGUUUUCCGAGUCAAAAUCCUCCCUUACCAUUGGUAUCCUGUUGCUCUCUUGGGGCGCUUAUCUUGCCUCCUCGCAACCUCUUCGGUCUACUUUCUUUUGUUCGAGCCAUGACGGGAGAUACCUUGUGAUUUUCUUCCAAUGGCUCGGGCUCUUCCUGGAUGCUACGAUUGCCAUUCUGCUGUGGCGUGUCCUCGCUUGGACCCGGACGACUAAACUUCGGCUGAGGGCUUUGAGCAGCAUCCUCCUGGCGUCAUCGCUGGGCACCGUGUUCCUGACGUAUUCUUCCAGCGUGCUCAUGCCAGCCAAUCCAGUCGCCCAUCGUUUCAAGGGUAUAGGCUCAUUAUACCUGUUCGACGUCGUCAUCGACGGCCUUGUCUUGUCUGCUUUUCUCAUCUCCACUAGCCUCCUCGCCAUUGAAGGAAGCCCACUCUCCAUCGUCGGCAUCAUCAGCUUUCUCUCCGGACUGCUGCUGGCAGUCAACCAGACGCGGUUGACUGGAACUUGGGAGAACCCCUCGCCUUCCAGCACCUACAUCUCCCUUCUCCUUAUCUGUGUCGGCUUUAUGUUUUUUGUUUAUGCCAACAAUAUACGCACUGUCGUCUUGGUACCCCGCGCGCUCGUGGUCUUCCUCCUCUUCGUCCUCGUUAUUACGGCCUCGAUAUACACGCCCAUCUCUGCAAACCAUGUGUUCGAUACGCACCCAUUAUCCAAGCAAAUCUACGAUGCCCGGGUCGAGGCUGACAGAUGGCUGAUCCACGCGAGUUCCAGCGACUCGUUACAGGCCGCUGUUCGAGAAUACAGAGAGCGCCACGACGGCAGAGACCCACCUCCAAACUUUGACAAGUGGUAUAACUUUGCCAAAGAGCGCCACUCUGUGAUAAUAGAUCAUUUUGCCCAGAUGCAAAAGGACUUGUCGCCUUUCUGGGGCAUAUCGCCAUCGAAGAUCAGAGAAGAUGUUCGCCGGGCCGCGGAGAACCCGGACAUGGCUCUACUCAAAAUCCAGAACGGCAAAGCCGAACAUAAUCUCCCUCCGGCGAAUCCCCACAAAUCCGUAAUGGAUAAACUAGUUGAGCUAAUCGAGGUAUUCGUGGAACAUCUGCCCGAUAUGGAGCUCGCUAUCAACAUGGCUGAGCGCCCACGCGUGCUCGCGCCGUGGCGUGAUAUUCAGAGAUUUACAAAAGCUGGAAGGCGAAGACGAGUAACCAAGCUGCUUCCCACAGCCACUGAUGCUUCCCGCGGCGAGAUGCCUAUACCUCAGCUUGCCGUUCAUGAUACGAUUACAGGCGGAUGGGACUCUACGUCAGUGACGGCGCUCCGGGAGAUGACGGCUCUGACCUGCCCUGCCGGGACCAAGGGACGGUCAGGGGCCCAUUGGGAUAUCCGGGACAUCUGCACCACUUGCAUCAGACCACACUCCAAUGGCCAAUAUCUAGGCGACUGGUCCCUUUCCCAAGAGCUGUGCCAUCAAUCGGAUCUCCUUUGUUUGCACAGCUAUUACAUGACGCCUCCAGACCUGCCCCCCACUCAGGAGCUGCUCCCCGUUUUCAGCAUGGCGAAAACCGACAGCUAUAGCGACAUUUUGAUACCGCUAUUCCGGAUUGCCAAGGGACCCAAGCCCACCACCGAAGGGUUUGGAAUGAAAUGGAAGACGUUGUUCUGGCGCGGCAAAGUAGAUCGUCGCAACUCUGCGCCCGAAUUGCUGCGCGGCGGUCACCAGGAGCGGCUCGUCCAUACCGUCAACAAUGCCACCGGCUCUGACAUGACUACCCUUGUGCUGCCGGUUUCGGGAAACGGGGGCAAAUUUGUCUAUGAGCGAGUACCGACGGCCCGCCUGAAUGCCCUUUUGCCCAUGGACAUCGCGUUCAGCAACUACAGCGCCUGCAAAGCUCCUAGCGACGGCGGCUGCGCCGCUCUUGCGGGCGAAUUCCAGACUAAACCCGACGCAGAACCUCUAAGGCACCAAUAUGUGCUGGUCAUGGACACAGACUCUGGCCCCGCGCGCGAUUUUGCAGCGGUCCUCUCCUCCAACAGUGUCCCAUUCUACGCGACCAUCUUCAAGCACUGGUAUAGCGAGCGAAUGAUGCCAUGGGUCCACUUUGUCCCUAUCGACCUGCGCUUCCACGCACUGCACAGCACGCUGGCGUACUUUGUUGGAAUUCAUGAGGGCAAGGACAAUCCCGAGUCGAAUGGGAAAGGAAUCCAGAUUGUAGGGCGACAAGAUAACGCGCAAUGGAUUGCUGACCAGGGGAGGAUCUGGGCCAGCAAGGCUCUGCGGAGAGAGGAUGUGGAGAUAUACUGGUUUCGAGUCCUACUAGAAUGGGGACGCAUCACUAGUGACGAUCGAGACCAGCUUGGCUAUGUAUUAUAGAGAUGUUCGGGAUUUUCAGCAUGUUCUAAUAAGGUUUUAGAUUUAUAGACUCUUUGCCGC
Molecule: messenger RNA, 3042 nt
Organism: Canariomyces notabilis
Lineage: Eukaryota; Fungi; Ascomycota; Sordariomycetes; Sordariales; Chaetomiaceae
Product: glycosyltransferase family 90 protein
Exons: 4
Coding region: 145-2982 (945 amino acids)
Source: RefSeq, a predicted model, not a curated record